GACGUUUUCGCGGCGGCAGGAGGGAGCGGCUCUGAGAGAGCGACGUUACCGGAGAACCGGAGAGAGAGAGAGCGAACAGCGGAGCGGACGGGUGGAUGACUACAGACAGUCAGGAUGCGUGAAUACAAACUGGUUGUUUUAGGAUCAGGAGGAGUCGGAAAGUCAGCUCUGACUGUCCAGUUUGUUCAGGGAAUUUUUGUGGAGAAAUAUGACCCGACGAUAGAGGAUUCCUACAGGAAGCAAGUCGAGGUGGACGGACAGCAGUGUAUGUUGGAGAUCUUGGACACAGCGGGAACAGAGCAGUUCACGGCGAUGAGAGACCUGUACAUGAAGAACGGUCAAGGCUUCGCUCUGGUUUACUCCAUCACGGCUCAGUCCACCUUCAACGACCUGCAGGACCUCCGAGAGCAAAUCCUCAGAGUGAAGGACACCGAGGAUGUGCCCAUGAUCCUGGUUGGAAAUAAAUGUGACCUGGAGGUGGAGCGUGUGGUGGCCAAAGAGUCGGGGACCGGCCUCGCCCGCCAGUGGAACUCCUGCGCCUUCCUGGAGACUUCGGCCAAGAGCAAGAUCAACGUCAACGAGAUCUUCUAUGACCUCGUGCGACAGAUUAACAGGAAGAGUCCGGUUCCAGGGAAAACUCGCAAAAAGUCCACCUGUCAGCUUCUCUAAUAGCAGUUCUCUGCUCACCUGAACGACCACCAACCAACCAACCAACCAACCAACCAAUCACAGGACAUCUUCCAAUCUGCCACGCCCCCUUUAACACGACCAUGUCAUCAUCAACGUCGGCCACCUCUGACCUCUCUUGUUCCCAUGACGACUACAUCUCCCAUCCUCUCACCACCACCACUGUCUAAACGGAGACUGUUGCCUUGGAAACAUUAAAACCAAACAUCAAAAGACUGCGGCGGCGAUGAUAAUGAUGAUGAUGAUGAAGAUGAUGAUUCUGACGGGGGGUUUGCCCAAAUUUAAACUAAGUUUCCCAUCACGCUCUCUGCUAGGCCAUUUUGCGCUGGGAAAUGGCUUCUCGCUUUUUAAUUUUUAAGUGUUCCUUUUUAUUUUUUCCUUUCCUUUUCACUUAUUUUCCAGCAGUGCCGAGCCACUCACACAGUUUGACCACUUCACUGUCAGCCAUGAUGAUGUCACAGCGAGCACGGCUGGCUUUGUGUGCGUGGCUCCGGUCAGAAACCUGUGGAUCCAUACAGUGAUUAUUAUUAUUACAGUGGUUAUUACUAUGAUUCUGUGUGAAAAGAUAUAAAAGUCAUUUAAUGUUUUUAUUUUCUGAUUUUUUUUGG
Scomber scombrus (Atlantic mackerel) is the source of this 1295-nucleotide messenger RNA. RefSeq names its product ras-related protein Rap-1b. Gene Ontology annotation, biological process: Rap protein signal transduction; cellular response to cAMP; negative regulation of synaptic vesicle exocytosis. Gene Ontology annotation, cellular component: plasma membrane. Lineage: Eukaryota; Metazoa; Chordata; Actinopteri; Scombriformes; Scombridae. The record is from RefSeq and is a predicted model, not a curated record. Gene Ontology annotation, molecular function: GTPase activity; GDP binding; GTP binding. The coding region runs from base 115 to 669 and encodes 184 amino acids. The transcript is spliced from 8 exons.